Messenger RNA from Caenorhabditis remanei, 834 nucleotides. RefSeq lists its product as uncharacterized. Gene Ontology annotation, cellular component: neuron projection; synapse; membrane. Gene Ontology annotation, biological process: regulation of membrane potential; chemical synaptic transmission; signal transduction. NCBI's taxonomy places the organism in Eukaryota, Metazoa, Nematoda, Chromadorea, Rhabditida, Rhabditidae. The transcript is spliced from 7 exons. The record is from RefSeq and is a predicted model, not a curated record. Gene Ontology annotation, molecular function: extracellular ligand-gated monoatomic ion channel activity; neurotransmitter receptor activity; chloride channel activity. The coding region runs from base 1 to 834 and encodes 277 amino acids.
AUGCUAUUUUUUCUUUUAUUUCUGAACCUACUGGUUUUGACGUACUCUGAAGAAGUUCACGAGCUUCGGUCAGAAUGUUUGAAUGAAGCACAACUUAUGGAUACGUUGAUCAGGAAACGGGACUACAGUAAACAUAAAUUGCCACACAAGAAUGGAAUCACAGUCAGUGUUGAAUUUUGGAUUCAGGAGAUCAAUUCAAUCUCCGAAAUGACGAAUGAUUUUGAGUUGGAAAUGUUCAUCAAUGAGAUGUGGACGGAUCCCAAUUUGAGGUUGUGGACACCGAAUACAUGUUUCGUCAACUCGAAAUUCGCGGAAAUCUAUGAGUCGCCAUUUCAAAAUGUCUUCCUCACACUAUUCGAUAACGGAACUGUUUGGGUGAAUUAUGACUAUCCAGCUGGCUACUGGGAUGAAUUAGUCGUGACAUUCGUAUUCGAACGUCGUUACAUGUGGUACUUUCUGCAAGCGUACCUUCCUACAUUUUUCUCAAUUUUCAUCAGUUGGAUUGCCUUCUCUCUCGGACCCCAAGCAAUAACUCCACGUACUAUGAUCGGAGUGAAUGCGUUGCUCUCAAUGAUAUUUCAUUUCGGUUCCAUCAUGAAAAACUUACCAAGAGUAUCCUAUAUCAAAGCGAUUGAUGUGUGGAUGCUGAGCUCGAUGACAUUUGUCUUUCUGUCACUAAUUGAAUUGGCUAUUGUUGGAUACAAGCUUCAAAUGCAACGAGAGAAAGAACAUGUCAUUGAGAGAGUUGACCGCAUUGCGAGAUUCGCAUUUCCAGCUGGUUUCAGUAUUUUCAAUAUAAUCUACUGGGCUCGAUACGGUUUCAAAGUUGGAUAA